Molecule: messenger RNA, 1647 nt
Organism: Pyrus x bretschneideri (Chinese white pear)
Lineage: Eukaryota; Viridiplantae; Streptophyta; Magnoliopsida; Rosales; Rosaceae
Product: E3 ubiquitin-protein ligase At1g63170
Exons: 5
Coding region: 223-1365 (380 amino acids)
Source: RefSeq, a predicted model, not a curated record
AUUUAACCGUUGACGAAACUCCAUUUCAUUGUCUUAGUAAGUGUGUUCUUCCUUACCACGAUACAAAAAGCUCACCAAAUAUUCCGAUCAAAUCAUCCCCAAAACCCAAUCUUUCAAUUCAAUCCCCCACUCUCAAACCCUAAAGUUCACUUCUUCAAGAUUAAAAGGAAAACCCCGAUUCAAUUAGUUUCAAAAUUUCAGUAAAAUUCAAACCGAAAGACGAUGUUGAACUCAAAUCACUACCAACUCCCGUCUCCCUCCGACGCUUCGUCGCCGCUUUUAGGCCAAUCGAUGUCCGAAAACCUCGUCCGCAGCCGGCUGCUCGUCCGUCAGCCGCCACGCCCGCUUCGAGGCGCGGCUCGCUUCCUGCGUCGCGCCAGCAGCAGACGCAUGAUGCUGCGCGAGCCGUCGGUCCGGGUACGGGAGGCGGCGGCGGAGCAGCUGGAGGAGCGCCAGAGCGACUGGGCCUACUCUCGGCCGAUUAUCGUGUUGGACCUCUUGUGGAACGCCGGGCUCCUUGGGAUUGCCGUCGGGGUGCUGUCGAUGAGCUGGAAAGAGGCACCUUCGGUGCCUUUGAGGACUUGGAUUGGCGGGUACGCGUUUCAGUGCCUGGUCCAUAUGGUCUGCGUGGGGGUGGAGUGCAAGCGGCGGAGGCGCGGAGGUCAAGCGGCCGCGGAAGCGGGUUCCGGGUGGGAAAAUUCAUCUGGGUCUGGGAGUGAUGAUGGUGAGGACUAUGGAGUUGAGCAGAGCGCCGACUACACUGCCACCAGUGUUGCAAAGCAUUUGGAGUCUGCAAAUACGGUGUUUUCGUUUAUCUGGUGGCUUCUUGGGUUCUACUGGGUGACUGCUGGCGGUGAAAGUUUGAUACGAGAUUCCCCAGAGUUAUACUGGAUUUGUAUCACUUUUCUUGCUUUGGAUGUUGUCUUCGUAGUCAUCUGCGUUGCUGUCGUGUCUCUCAUUGGUAUUGCCGUUUGCUUCUGCCUCCCCUGCAUCAUUGCCAUAUUGUAUGUUGUGACAGAUCAGGAAGGAGCAACAAAGGAAGAGAUCGAUCAUUUGCCAAAGUACAAGUUCCACAAGAUACCUGAUUUUGACAAAGUUAAUGGUGAGAUCCAAGAAUCUUCUGGAGGAGUAAUGACGGAAUGCGACACUGCUACACCUACUGAACAUGUUCUUUCUGCAGAGGAUGCUGAAUGUUGCAUCUGCCUUUGUGCCUACGAGGAUGGAACUGAACUGCGUGAACUUCCAUGCUGUCACCACUUUCACUGCACCUGCAUAGACAAAUGGUUACAGAUCAAUGCCACCUGCCCACUCUGCAAGUUCAACAUUUUGAAGUCUGUUAGCCAAAGCGGCGGUGAAGAAGUAUAAAAAGCAAGUUCUGUAUAACUGUUAUGAGGAGAUUGUAUGCCGUGCUCCUAUGUAUAUAUAGUAGACCAAGAAACAUGCCACCAUCUGCCGACAACCAUUCUGCCGGAAUCCAGAUGCAACUUCAAGGUCGGGUUUGUUGCGAGAACAUCUUUUCCUCCUAGAAUGUUAGUUUGUAUAUUGAGUUUUUUCUACGAGUCAUUUAUGUGAUGUCUAAUAAACAAAAUGUUUAACUACAUAUGAGUUCCUUACGAAGUAUUGGCUUACAAAAUAGCUUGGGUUCGA